Messenger RNA from Colletes gigas, 2012 nucleotides. RefSeq names its product trafficking protein particle complex subunit 12. Gene Ontology annotation, cellular component: Golgi apparatus; TRAPP complex. The transcript has 3 exons. Gene Ontology annotation, molecular function: protein binding. The coding region runs from base 333 to 1901 and encodes 522 amino acids. The record is from RefSeq and is a predicted model, not a curated record. NCBI's taxonomy places the organism in Eukaryota, Metazoa, Arthropoda, Insecta, Hymenoptera, Colletidae.
UAUCACAACGAGUAACUUGAUUUACAAGUAAAACUGUGUGAUUAUAAACAUGAAUUGCAGUAAGAUUUAUUAUCUUUUGCCGCCUUUCACGGGAACAGAGUGAGAAGUAGCGAAUGUCGUCGAUAAAAUUAUACGUGUAAUCAGAAAUAAAGUAGAGAAUGCUCUGUUCGUUCUGAACAUUCAUAAAUUCCAGUGGCACAGGAAUUUGUGAAACUUGUUCGUGUAUCUGUGAUAUGCGCAUUAUACCAUUUUUUUUCGUAUACAUAUCUCUUACAAUUAGUAAAAUGUCUCCAUCCGAUCUUGACAGUUGAUGUCCAAGGUUUCGUCCGAUAAUGGCUGAUAGCAACGAAACAUCUACGAAACCGAAAUCGGAAACAUUCGAAGAGGUUAUGAAAGAGGAAGUAGACAUCAGUCGUUAUUUCGAGAAUGCGUCCCGCACCAUUUUCGACGAGAUCGUUUCGCCCAAGAAACAAGAUUUCUUCGAAGCUCAAAAAGGUUCGGUAAGCAGGAUUCCGGAUUUUGAAUUACUAACGGAGCACUCGAACGAAUUUUUAAAUAGCGGUGUAUUGCUCGGUAAUGAGCGACUCGAUCACAGUGCCAUGAACGAUAUGCACAGAGAUAUCUGGAUACCUUCGGAACAAACGCGAAAAGUGUUAAUAAGUAUCGCCACAUCGACUAUCGGGUCUAAUUCUAUCGACAGAGAUAACUUGACGAUGCCGGGUCUUGCGAUCCAGGGAGACAUGCCCGAUUUAAUAAAAAGUACCGCUAUUCACUUUCUGGGCGAAGAUGAAAAUAUUCAUAGGAAUGUACUUACCGCUUCGGAUGUAACGCAGGACGAACGUGGCUUAAGAAAUUUAAUACAGGCCGGUUGUUACAAAGCGGCGAUAAAUUUGUCUGGGCGACUUUUGGCAGUGUAUGCUCAAGGGUACGGCAAGAUAAAUCAACCGAGCAAGCAUACUCCGCACUCUUUGCAAUUAUGGUACACGAGGCUCGCUUUGCUGACUAAACUCAGGCAAAUAGAUGUAUUAGAGAACGAAUCGAAACCGUUUGGUAAUUUAGAUAAGCCUGACAUGUAUUUCACGUUUUAUCCUGAGCUUUACGGUACUAGGCCAGGUUCUAUGGCUUCCUUCUCUUUUAGACUACUUUUAGCCGAAAUUCCAUUGUAUUGCGGGAAACCGAAGCAAGCAUUGGAUAAUUUGUUUAAACUUUUAGCCACGGUGAAUCAAAUAAUAACAAAUUAUAAUGCCGGACUCGGCGGUGAUGGAUCUCGUGUAAAAGUCAGUGCAACGGAGCAAACAGAUGCCGUACGGUUAUGGAAAGGCAGAAAAUUAAGAGUCCUUAUGUCUAUUGCUAAUUGUGCGGUAAACACAAAGAAUUAUGUACUGGCUAUAGAUAUUUUAGAAAAACUAUGCGACUAUCCAAACUGGACUACCGAACAAUUAGACGCUUUGAAAUCUAGUAUCGGGAGGCUACAUCUGUUUUUGGGCGACGUUUCGGCGGCAGAGAAAUUACUUAUCGGUAAACAUAAACAGGAUAGCAAUCUAAGCGUCAGAGAGUUGAUGGACAGAGGAUUAAUGGCAGUGGCACAAAACGCUUUUCAAGAUGCUUACACGUGUUUUCUAGCUGCAGCCACGUUGGAUCCGUCGAAUAUUGUAUUAACUAAUAACAUGGCCGUUUGUCUUUUAUAUACAGGACAGUUGAAGGCAGCAGUGAACUUAUACGAAACUGCUAUUCAAAAAAAUCCUGUAAAAGGUUUGCAAGAACCUAUACUAUUAAAUAUAUGCAGCGCGUACGAAUUGCAUACAAUUCAUUGCGAGCAACCAAAAUUACAUUUGUUGAGUCAGCUGAAUAGGUAUAAAGGGGAUGCUGUGGAUAUUCAGUGUUUGAAGCUUGCUAUGUAAAGUUAACGCUAAUUUUAAAGGGAACUAUUUUAUUCGUCCAUGUAUAGCGUAUGAAUAAGCUACAGGAGAAAUUAUAAAUCUGUUAUUUAUUUAUAAAAGUGAUUAUAUCAA